CUUAUACCUUAGGUGACAGCUCACUCUGACACACCGGAAGCAAUCGUCCGUUUUGGUGACGCUGCAUUAGACUGCAAGACAUGGACCGGUCUAGGCUGCUCGGGUUGUUCCUCCUCAGCCUGGCUCUUGCUGGAGCUCAGGCGCUCACACCGGCGCACUACCUCUCCCUGUCUGAUGUGGGCCGACUGCAGAACCUCUUGAGCCAACAGUUCACCGACCUGGACUCCGCUUACUACUCAGUUGUGGGUCUGACCAAGCUUGGAGCAACUGUUCCUGAUCACGAGGAAGUAUGCCAGUUUCUCAAAUCCCAGCUGGAUCCCACAAGUGUUGACUCUCUCUUCUUUGCUGCUGAGACCAGUCAAGCCAUUUCAGGAUGUGAGAUCCCUGUGUCCAAUGAAACUCGUGACAUCCUUCUGGCAGCAGUCAGCGAAGAUUCAACCAUGACUCAGAUCCACAGAGCCGUGAGUGCACUCAGCUCCCUGGGGCUUCCUCUGGCUUCCCAGGAAGUUGUAGGUGCCUUGACAGGUCGCAUCAACAAGGAGGACAAUGUUAUGGCUAUCACCUCAGCUCUGCUAACAGCAGCCCGCCUGUCCCAGCAAGCAGAACUUGGAGGAAUACUGGAAGAAAUUGAGGACCUGACAGCUCGUUUGGAUGAUCUUGGUGGCAUCUACCUCCAGUUUGAGGAGGGACUUGAGGCGACUGCCAUGUUUGUGACAGCCGCUUAUUCCCUGUCAGAUCAUGUGGACAUGGAGCCCCCUCUGAAGGAGGACCAGGUCAUCCAGCUGGUGAACUCUAUCUUCAGUAAGAAAUCCUGGGACUCUUUGUCUGAGGCCUUCAGUGUGGCAAGUGCCGCUGCCGCUCUCUCCAACAACCGCUUCCAUGUGCCAGUUAUUGUUACUCCUCAGGGCCCAGCCACAGUGUCCCACAGCCAGCCAACCCUGCAGCUCCUUGUUACUGAUGUCAUGUCUCAACCACUGGCCUCUGCCAACGUGCUGGUGGAAUCUGCGUACGCUGUGGCCUCCAAGAGUGUCAUUCUGAACCAAGCACCUUUCACACUUAACGAUGGCGUCUUUGAACUGAACUUCAUGUCCAACCAGCCAGCCAGUGGAUAUUACCAAUUUACUGUUGCGGUAACCGGUGACAGCCGUCUUGUUGCUAAUCAUGUUGAGCUUAAAGUGAAGGUGUCCACUGAGGUGGCUGUCACUAAUAUGGACCUCUCUGUGGUGGAUAAGGACCAGAGCAUCGGCACAAAAACCACCAGGGUGGACUAUCCGUCCAAAGCCAAGGCCUCCUUCACAGCAGACAGCCACCAGAACUUUGCUAUGGCCUUCCAGCUGGUCGAUGUCAACACUGGAGUGGAGCUUACCCCUCACCAGACCUUUGUCCGGCUGCACAAUCAGAAAACUGGCCAAGAGGUUGUGUUUGUGGCUGAACCCGACAGCAAGAAUCUGUACAAGUUUGAGUUGGACACAGCAGAGCGCAAAUCAGAGUUUGACUCCAUGUCUGGUACCUACUCCCUCCACCUCAUCGUUGGGGAUGCCACCCUGGAGAAUCCCAUCUUGUGGAAUGUGGCUGAUGUCGUACUGAAGUUUGUGGAUGAGGAGGCCCCAGCAGCCGUUCAGCCCAAGACUCUUUAUGUACCCAAACCAGAGAUCCAGCACUCUUUCAGGGAACCAGAGAAGAAGCCUCCAACAGUGGUUUCCAAUACAUUCACUGCACUCAUCCUGUCUCCCUUCCUGCUUCUGCUCAUCCUGUGGUUUAAGCUCGGAGCCAACAUCUCCAACUUCAGCUUCUCUCCCAGCACCAUUCUGUUCCAUGUCGGCCACGCAGCCAUGCUCGGCCUGAUGUACGUCUACUGGACUCACCUGAACAUGUUCCAGACUCUGAAGUACCUGGCGAUUAUCGGCGGUGUAACUUUCCUCGCCGGGAACCGCAUGCUGGCCCAGAAAGCAGUGAAGAGACUUGAGAAAAAAUAAGAGCAAGAAAAUUAAAAGAAGACACUGACGAAGCUCAUUUUUUGUUUCCAAGGAGUCAUUCAACGAUGCAUCAAAUCAGACUUUAAACAUGGCGUGGCAGUUCAAGAAACCAAUCGACAGUUAAACAUGCGGUUUGUCUGUGUUGCCAAAUGGAAUAAAUCGAGAUAUCACAGCGUCUCCGAGGACAAACGUUCGCUCACUGACCGAUACUCUUACUGAGGGCUGUAAAGCUACUGAUCAUUGCACUUCAUCUUCCUGUGAGAUUUGUUUUCUUGUUGUCCAACAUGCCAGUGUUUUCUAAGAGAGCUGGGAUUUUUAUUUGUGGUUUCUUGAUGGAUUUUGGGUUGUUCUGUGUUUUUUUUUUUUUUUUUGUACAUUUCUCUAUUUUCGCUCAGUGCCCAUUUCACCUCGUAACAGAAGCUGUUAGUCAACUUGUGUCAGCUGAUAAAAACCAUUGGCAGCAGUACUGAUACUUUGAACAUUACUAACUAUGCCAGUGUGUUUGCCCGUUUGGUGCAUCAGAUGUGUAGGAGAAACGGUUGUCCCCUAUUUGAUACAGAGUUGGCAUCCCCCAGAAAAAAUUGUUGAUAAUGAAAUAUGGGCAAUUUGAGGAAAUGAUUUUUUUUCUAAUGAAGAAGAGGAAAUAAAGAAUUUGAGGUGAA
Molecule: messenger RNA, 2638 nt
Organism: Epinephelus moara (kelp grouper)
Lineage: Eukaryota; Metazoa; Chordata; Actinopteri; Perciformes; Serranidae
Gene: rpn2
Product: ribophorin II
Exons: 17
Coding region: 81-1976 (631 amino acids)
Biological process (GO): protein N-linked glycosylation
Cellular component (GO): membrane; oligosaccharyltransferase complex
Source: RefSeq, a predicted model, not a curated record